AACCUGGUCUUGAUCUAUCCCAACACCAAUUGAAUUGGCGUCCACUUACCAGCAGCCUGUUUUUCUCUGAUCUUUUGGGCGUUUUCCUCCAUUCUUUUCUUUGGAUCGCCACUCUGUUUCUUCUUAACCAGCUGUUGUUUCUUGAGGUUCUUCUCACGAGCCUUGUCCCUUUGGUUGCCUCUGCUCAUCUUGUCUUGAAAGCCAGAUAUAAAAUCCACAAAGUAUUUAGCCGGCACAGAAAGCGGUAUUUAUAGCUUUCUCGGAUGUCACGUGAGUAUUACGAACACGCCUUUGGGUCUACAACAGAAGCAGCAGAAGCAGCAGAAGCAGCAGAAAUAGAUCCAGAGAAUGUCUGAGGCCAGCGAGAAGAGAUUGAGUGUGUCUGCAGAUGAUGAGGCUACAAAGGCUGAACGAUUGGAGGCUGCAAAGAAAAAGUUUGAAGAGUUGAAGAAGAAAAACAAGAAAAAGAAAACCAAGAAGGUCAAGAAGGAGAAGCUGAAGGAGCCUAGAGAAAACGAAGAUAAUGACAACAGCGAAGUAAUACAAGAGUCCUCUGCAAUUGAGCCUGAAACUAAGGACUCUCCAGCAAAGGACUCUCCAACAAAGGAGACAGCAGAUGAAGGCAGCGAAGCUGAGAAACCCGUCAAGGAACAGCAGGCCAGCAAACCCUCUUUAGAAGAAGAAAAUAUUACCGAUUUACUAUUCGAUAAAGAAGAGAAAAAUCAAGAGAUAUUAAAUGUUAAAAAGGAAAAUUCAAUACUAAAAUUUGAAAAGCUUGAUUUACAAGAUCAAUUGGAAACUUUAUCCAAAAAAUUAAAAGAAACAGAAAGAAAACUAGCUUUUGCUAAAAUUGAUGCUGCUCAUGACACAGAUUCUGACGAUGAUGAUGACGAUGAAGAUGAUGAUGAAAUUUAUAACAAUUUCAAUAAAAACAACCCCAGAUCUGCAAAUUCUAUCAAAAAUAAAAACUAUGAUCCUUAUGAAAAUAAACUUUUAAAUGCCCCUGAGUCACAGAUUCCAACUCAUAGAAAGAGACAAUCAAUUUUUCAAAUUGAAGAUUUUUUCGGUUUAUCUCAAAAUCAAACCCAAAAUCAAAAUCAAAAUUUUGCUUCAAAUUCAAAUGAAGAUCAGUUUUAUUCUUAUGAAGAAUUGAAAACUGAAUUAUUAAAAUGGAAAAAUUUCUCAUUGGAUAUGAGAGAAUGGAGAUCAAUUGGUACUGGUCCAAUUAUUGAUUGUUGAUUGGUUUUUAAUACUAUUGAACUACUAACUUUUAAAACAUUUAUCUUUAUAAUCUUUAUUAUUAUUAUUAUUAUUAUUACUUACCUCUUACAGUCCCGGAUAUAA
Molecule: messenger RNA, 1344 nt
Organism: Ascoidea rubescens DSM 1968
Lineage: Eukaryota; Fungi; Ascomycota; Saccharomycetes; Ascoideales; Ascoideaceae
Gene: BUG1
Product: Bug1p
Exons: 3
Coding region: 349-1239 (296 amino acids)
Source: RefSeq, a predicted model, not a curated record